Molecule: messenger RNA, 3660 nt
Organism: Closterium sp. NIES-65
Lineage: Eukaryota; Viridiplantae; Streptophyta; Zygnematophyceae; Desmidiales; Closteriaceae
Source: the annotation of a GenBank genome assembly
AUGCCUCUUAGUCAUCGAUACCAACGACCUGUGCUACUCAUCUCGUACCCUACCAGAGCAGCUUCUCUUCGUGUGCACUCGUCAGAUCGUGAUGUUCAUCACCCCGAGGCCAACUCGUACAACCACAUCGACGCUGCCAUAUGCGGCGAGCUGAAAGACGAUGCCUGUAAGAAGGCAUGCAAUGAUUUGCUCAAGGGAUCAGAUGUCUCCCAGCGAGUCAUUUACCCUGACGAAGAGCAGUUCAAGGCGGCCGUUGUGGUUCAUCUCGCUCUGGAGCCCGAAGACUUCGGGAAGUUUAACGACUACUGGAAGAAGGGCGAGUGGGCGAAGAGUUAUGACUUGUUUGUGACUCCUGUGUUUUUAAUUUCAGAGGAGUUUGGCCUGCCGUGGCAUGUUGACGAGAACAAGCCGUUCUGUAGCGAGGCGUUCUUAGCUGCUGCAAGCAAGUGGCAGAAGAAAGAGGGGGGUAUCUACACCCUGAGCAUUGACCAGCUGUGCUACACCAUGGUCGCGGUCGAGUUUGAGAUGCUAUCUACCGCAACUGGCGGCGGAAACCGCGGAACAUUGUUUGCUCCAGCGGGUGCGACUCUGGCGGAAGCGGUCGCGACAGCAGGAGGGGGGCCGGCGUCACCUGCUGACGUGUCAAUCAGGAACGGGGUCACAGGAGUCACGGACACCCUACUGGCAGCUGACGGGUCCCGUUUUUUACGGCUGACUUCCGUCUUUCCCGCGUCGUCUAGCAGCGGUAGUAGCAGUAGUAUUAGCAGCGCGUUUGGCGGCCCAGGCGUGUCGCAAGCGCUGUGCGAACUCAAACCCGCGGCGCAGACCAACAAUGUCUCGCAGCAAGCGCAGCAGCAGCAGUCCCCGCGCCAGCUGUCCGUCUCGUUCUUUGCGCGCGCCAGCCUGUGCGCGGAGGGGGGAGGGGGUGCGGACGGGGAGGGGGAGCGGCUGUUGAAGGUGCUGCUGCUGGCAGUUCCGCUCAACGCUUCCGCCGCCGCCGCUGCAGGGGGAGGGGCAGCAGGGGGGGGAGGGGCAGCAGCUGGGGGAGGGGCGGAGGAUGGAGGAGCGGGGGAGCAGGUGUGGGGGGAGUGGAGGGUGGGUGUGCCGCUACCGCUCUCCUUGCUCAGGCGGGCCUGGGGGCCACGGCGGUUCCGGAGCUCUGGGCUGACGAGAGCAGCAGGAGCAGGGGCAGCAGCAGCAGCUGGGCGGAUAGCAGCAGGGGAUGCCGCGCCUGUAUCUCAACGUGAGACAGUAGCAGGGGGGGUUGUGGGAGCAAGGGCGGCAGCAGCCGCGUUCACUGUUGCUGCGAGUACGGGAGCGGGAGCAGGUGCGGGAGCGAAGGUGGGGAUGAAGAGAGAGGGAGUGGCGUUGGAAGCGGGGAGCAGUGCCAUCGACUUUGCGUCUGUCAUGCCCACUCCCGACCCCUCCCCCCUCAAGUCCUUCUCCCACUGGCCGCUCUCCAGCUCCCACCCGCUCCUCACAGCCGGCUCAGCACGUCGCAACCGCUCCUCCCUCUCCCUCACCACGCUCUCCGACCUCAGCGCUGCUGCUCUCGCGUUGCACCCUGCCCCCUUCGCCCUGCUCGCCCCUGCCACGCCCUCCUCCCCCUGCCGCCCCUUCUCCUUCUCCACCUCCUUUGCCUUGCGCAUCUCCUCCCCCAACGCCGCGGGGCUGGGCGGCGAGGGCUUGGCGUUUGUGAUGCUGCCGUCUCCCACGCUCGGCCUUCCGGGGCCGUCCCUGGGCUACGGCCGCCUGCUGCUGCCCCCGGGGAGUACAAUUGGUGCUGAUGAUUCCGGCUCCAUUGGUGCAGUGUCAUCUCAGCAGCACAGGAGCCUGGCAGUGGAGUUUGACACAUCCUCUUCCCCUGAAUUCUUCGACCGCCCCGACCACCACGUGGGGGUGAACCUGCACGGCAGCAUGCUCUCUCUCGCCUCUGCCCCCGUGCACCCCCUCGGCAUUCCGUCCCUCAACGCCGGCCAGACCCUCCUCGCCACCAUCCACUACAACGCCUCCUCCUCCCUCCUCACCGUCUGGAUCUCCCCUGCCCCCUCCUCCUCCCGUUCCCCCUCCCCCUCUCGCUUCUCCCCUCGCUUCCCUGGUUUCCCUCGGUUGACCCGCCCUUCCUCCUCCUCCUCCUCCUCCUCCUCCUCCUCCUCCUCCUCCUCCUCCUCCUCCUCCUCCUCCUCCUCCUCCUCCUCCUCCUCCUCCUCCUCCUCCUCCUCCUCCUCCUCUUCUCGCUCCUCCUCCUACUCCGCCCCCCCUCUCCCGCGCUCGGCCGUGCUGAGCACAUUCCUGGACACCUGCGAGUGGCUGGGGGGGAACGACCCGGAGGCAGCAGCCCCUCCCCCGCCGCUGUUUGUGGGAUUCACAGCGGCCACGGGCAAGGGGGCGGAGCAGGCACAGGCGCAUGAGGUGCUAGGGUGGAAGUUUGAAGUAGGGGAGGCCGAGGAUCCGCUUCCGUUUUGGGCGGCAGACUCGUUCUCCUUCCCCUACAUCACGCCAGCCACUCCCCUGCUGACACGUGGCAGCACACGGAAGCGUUUCUUCGCCGCAGACCUCUCCGUCGCUGCUGCUGACGUGGCAUCAUCCUCCACCAGCCAAUCAGACGAUCCCACCCCUGGGGCCCUCAACUUCCCUCGUCAGACCUUCACGUGUCGCCAGCUCGCCAGCAACCCAUGCGCCCCGGGGGAUGCAUCGACAGCUGCUCACUCACUCACUCCUCUCUCCCCUCUCUGCCCCCCCCUUCCCCCCCAAUUCUCUUUCCCCUCCCCCAUCGUCCCCUCACCAGAGGCCUACACGUGUCGCCAGCUCGCCAGCAACCCAUGUGCCCCGGGGGUGUGCAUUGACGACAUAGACGGCACCUACUCCUGCCUCUGCCCCUCGCCCUACUUCCCCUUCUAUUUCUACCCCAAAGGCUCUGCCCGCUGUUACCAGUUGCAAUUGAUCGAGGUUCGAAUGCCCACCUUCCUGUCUCCAUACGGCCUCACAUGCCCUCUCAUCCUCAACACCUAUGGGCUCACCCAAGCGGACUUCUUCAGCCAAAACAAGGGGUUCCAGUGCAGAGCGCCCAUCCCUGUAGACACUCUGGUUAACAUCACCAGCCGGGCUUUCUCCCAAUGCACUGCCAUGUACACUGCUAAUUAUGGUGACACGCGUGAUUCACUCAGCUGCCUCUUCUCCUCUCUCUGGCCUUGCCCACUCACUCAGUUUUCACCCCCAUUCCCCUUCCCUCGUCUCCCCGUCCCUGGUCCGGGUGACACGUGUGAUUCACUCAAUGCCCUCUUCUCCACGCAGAUACAGCCGCUCAACCCCGCGCUCAGCUGCUCUGAUGGGCCCAGGCCCAGCCAGCUCCUAUGUGUGGACUUCAACCAAACGUGGCUAGAACAGGGAAAAACCCGCGUACCAUGCGACCUCUUAGCCCAAAUCACCCCAACAGCAACCGGAGCCACACCCAGCCCUCCACCACCUCCUCCUCUAGCCAAUUACACGAGUGACGGAGCGCUGGUGACUGUGGUGCAGGGCCCGCAGAGCUGCCAGCAGCUGUGGCGGGCGUUUGCCAUCGCUUCCCCCACGCGCUUCUUCCAGAUGAAUCCCGGCCUCUCGUGCGACUCUCUGCUGCCGCACAGCCCCCUGCAGGGGAAUAUGAUGAGGAAGGUUUGA